AUGGAGUUUAACAGUUUUUUAUUUCCUGCACCUCCUAGUAGUUAUACCAUUCAUGGUGGAGCAGGAGAUCUACUAUAUAUCCCUCGAAUGAUAAAAAUUGAUAAUGAAAAUUAAAAUCAAGCUGGUUAGGACUAGGAUAUUCAACCUUUCUCUGAAAAUGCACAAAAAGAAAACUAAGAUGAGGUUUAAGGAGAUAGUAGAACAACAUAGAUUGAUAAGUAAAAAGUCUCAAUUUCUGACAGAUAAGUCUUCGAAAAUCGAAGGAAAAUACAUUCAUUUAUGCUUGAAGAAAAUAAGAUCUUAGAUUAAGAUGGAAUCGAAUAGUUUUUGGAAGAUAAAGAUACUAAGAUCAUUGAAAAUGAUCAAUUAAAGUUGACUACACAUAUAAAAAAAUCAAGAAGCAAUAAAACUAUCUAAGAAAUUGAUAUAGCAUCAUUAAACAUCUCUAUCUCCCAAUAUAAGCUUAGCAAUUCAGGAGUUAUUCCAUGUGUAUUUCUUCCAUUCCAGAGUGGAUCGUCUAAGAUUUUAGUAUAUUUCCAUGGCAAUGCCGAAGAUAUAGGUUUAGCCACUGAGCUUCUAGAUUAUAUUCGUACACUAAUGAGGGUACACGUUUUGGCUAUGGAAUAUCCUGGUUAUGGAAUAUAUGAUGGGCAACCUGAAGCCCAAAGAAUUCAAGAAGAUGCGGUUUCUGUGUAUACCUAUCUUGUAAACAUAUAGAAAAUACCAGAAUCAUCUAUAAUUAUAUUUGGAAGAUCAAUUGGCACCGGUCCAGCUACAUAUAUUGGAUCCUAGUUUAAUCCUUGCUCUUUAUUGCUAAUGUCUCCUUUUAAAUCUAUUAGGGAUAUAGUGAAAGGACAAGCUGGAAAAUAUGCAUCCUACCUCAUCAAUGAUAGGUUUAGAAAUAUUGAUCUUAUUGACAAGGUUACAUGUCCCACUUUCAUAGUACAUGGACAAAGAGACACUCUGAUACCUUGCGCUCAUUCACAUGAACUUUAUUAAAAAUGUGGAGGACCAAGCGCCCUUAAGAUCCCACCUGACAUGGACCACAAUGAAUUUGAUUUCAAUGAAGAUUUAAUAAAGCCAUUUGCAGUCUUCCUGAGAUAGUGCAAGAUAAAUGUAGAUAUAGAUGAUUUAGAUCUGGACUUUGAUGAUGCAGAUUAAGAUAUUGACUGGGAAGUACUACUUGAGAUAAGAAGACAAAGAGGACAAAUAAAGUUUCCUGAGGACCUUUACCUACCUCCAAAAGAUUUUCCAAAAACUAAUAGUAACAGUAAUUUAUGGAACUGGAUAUUAAGAAAAUUCAUGUGA
Messenger RNA from Stylonychia lemnae, 1308 nucleotides. Lineage: Eukaryota; Ciliophora; Spirotrichea; Sporadotrichida; Oxytrichidae. The record is from the annotation of a GenBank genome assembly.